Messenger RNA from Thermothielavioides terrestris NRRL 8126, 1072 nucleotides. RefSeq lists its product as uncharacterized. The coding region runs from base 238 to 849 and encodes 203 amino acids. The record is from RefSeq and is a predicted model, not a curated record. The transcript has 3 exons. Lineage: Eukaryota; Fungi; Ascomycota; Sordariomycetes; Sordariales; Chaetomiaceae.
UGCAUGCUUGGCGCCAAGCAGUUCCCAUUACAAACAAUCACGAAGUGCACCACUGGAACCGAGACAUCGAGAAACGCAUCCCAACCUCGAUCAUUUAAUGUUAUCACCAUAAGAAACAGCAUUUCUCUGCUUUAGGACGAAACAUCGAAACCUGGUCAAUUUCCAUCUCUCCACAAACCCAAAACAUACGAUCAUCCAACAGACUCGCUGAACGCCAGCCGCACGACAACCACCAAAAUGCUCCUCGAAGAAGACCCCUCCACGCUCAUCCGCCACACAAUAGCCAACUUCAACAUCGCGCCGGACAAGUCCGCCGUGGCGCGGGUAUCCGAGUCGCUCGCGACGCUGCAGCAGGCACGCGAGCUGCGGCUGCGGGAGGCGGAGGCGUCGCUGCGGCGGCUGGGGCGGACGCUGGCGACGCUGGCGUCGCAGCACGGGGAGCUGACGGCGUCGCACUCGUCGGCGGCGCACGCGUCCGAGAUCGCCCGGCUCGACACGCAGAAGUUCCGCGUCGCCAAGGCCGCUUCCGACCUCGAGGUCGAGACGGAGCGCCUGCAGGCCCAGCUGGCCGAGCUCAACGCCCGCCUGCAGGAGCUGGAGAUGCAGGGCGUCGAGGGCGGGGAGGGGCUCGGCGGUGGCGGUGGCGGUGGGGGAGGUGUGGAGGAUGAGGUCCUGCUGCGCUUGAAGGUCUACCGGAGUCUGGGGAUGGAGAUUGAGCGGGAUGGCAAGGACGGCGAGUUCAGCCGGGUGGUGGUGAGGAAUGAUCGGAAGGGCGACGUGCACGUGGUCAACAUCGACAGGAAGUUUUCGAGGUUUUUCUACGCCAACUAUUUUUGGCAGAGCCUGUGACGCGGAGGAGAGGUGGCGGGCAUGUGGCCAAGGCGUGGGCGUGGGCGUGGGCAUGGACAUGGACAUGUGGCCAUGAUGAAUCAAUGAAUGGUUGGCCAGUUGGGCGGCGUUUGGGAGUUUUUCUCGGGAUUGGGAAACGACUGGCAGAUACCUGAUGCGCUGGGAAGUGGGAUGUGUGCGAUGUUUCCGUCUUCGCGGCUAACCAUGUUUGCUUGACAAUACC